GAAACCGAUUGCUCGAGCUUCGCAAAGAGGGAUGUAGCUGGGCAGGAAGCGGACAGUACAGGAAGCGGACAGUACAGGACACUCACUAGGCAUACUUCGUAGCUGUCAGAAUAUAGCUCAGUGUGUCAGUCACAUCAGAAAUAUUACUUCACGUCAUGGGAGAGAUCAUAUUUGAUCAUAUAAUCACACAGCCUGGAUGUUUUGUGUAACGGAUACAAGAAGACGUGCCUGUAAAAGGAAUUAUUUAUGGUUUGGGAAGGUUUUAUGGGAGUAGCUAGCUAGCAACUUUGCUGGCUCGUCGGAGGACAUUUUGCAAGGAUGCUACGGUGGAUAAGGCAACAGCUGGGCUUUGACCCUCCCCAUCAAAGUGACACCAGAACGGUUUACAUCGCAAACCGCUUUCCUCAACAUGGCCAUUAUGUCCCUCAGCGGUUUGCAGACAACAGAAUCAUAUCAUCCAAGUACACCAUUUGGAAUUUUGUUCCCAAAAACCUGUUUGAACAGUUCAGAAGAAUAGCCAAUUUUUAUUUUCUCAUCAUAUUCCUGGUUCAGCUAAUGAUAGACACCCCCACUUCCCCUGUCACCAGCGGACUUCCUCUGUUCUUUGUCAUCACAGUAACUGCCAUCAAACAGGGCUAUGAGGACUGGCUGAGGCACAAGGCGGACAACGAGGUGAACGGGGCGCCUGUGUUUGUGGUGCGCAGUGGCAGCCUUGUGCAGACCCGCUCAAAGAACAUCCGAGUGGGGGACAUAGUCCGGGUGGCCAAAGAUGAGACGUUCCCAGUGGACCUGGUCCUCUUAUCAUCAGACCGAGCUGAGGGGACAUGUCACAUCACCACCACCAGCCUGGACGGAGAGACUAAUCUAAAGACUCACUACUCUGUGCCGGAGACGUUGGUGUCUCAGUCGGUGUCCAGGCUGGAGGCCCUACAUGCUGUGCUGGAGUGUCAGCAGCCAGAUGCAGAUCUGUAUAGGUUUGUCGGGCGAAUAACGGUAACACAACAAGGAGAAGAGAUUGUAAGACCCCUUGGACCAGAAAACCUACUGCUUCGAGGAGCAAGAUUAAAAAAUACCAAAGAAAUUUUUGGUGUGGCAGUUUACACUGGGAUGGAGUCCAAGAUGGCCCUGAACUACAAGUGCAAAUCCCAGAAGCGCUCUGCAGUGGAGAAGUCCAUGAACACCUUUCUGCUCAUAUACCUGGGCAUCCUGCUGUUUGAGGCGAUCCUCAGCACCAUCCUGAAGUACGCCUGGCAGGCUGAGAACAAAUGGGACGAGCCCUUCUACAACCAGAAGACAGAGCAGGAGAGAAACAGCAGCCAGAUCCUGAAGUUCAUCUCUGAUUUCCUGGCAUUUCUGGUCCUCUACAACUUCAUCAUCCCUAUCUCGCUCUACGUCACUGUGGAGAUGCAGAAGUUCUUGGGCUCGUUUUUCAUUGGCUGGGACUUGGACCUCUAUCACGAGGAGAGCGACCAGAUGGCUCAGGUCAACACAUCCGAUCUGAACGAGGAGCUGGGACAGGUAGAAUACGUAUUUACGGAUAAAACCGGUACCCUGACGGAGAACGAGAUGCUGUUCCGUGAAUGUUCAAUCAACGGUAUCAAAUAUCAGGAAAUCAAUGGAAAGCUUGUACCUGAGGGAAUGACGGAUGACUCGCCUGACCGAUCUGUGCCUCCUCUGAGUCGGGAGGAGUUGCUGUUCCUAAAGGCAGUGUCGCUGUGUCACACAGUGCAGAUCAGCUACGAGCAGCCAGGCGACGGCCCGGGGGAUCCCUUCUCCCACGCAAACGGCUUCUCCUCACAGAUGGAGUACUAUGCCUCCUCGCCGGACGAGAAAGCACUGGUGGAAGCCACGAAAAGGAUGGGGGUAACCUUCAUUGGUAGCCACGGAGAAACUAUGGAAAUAAAAACAUUUGGAAAGCCAGAAAAGUUUAAACUACUCCAUGUACUAGAGUUUGAUGCAAACAGAAGGAGAAUGAGUGUCAUAUUACAGACACCCACAGGGGAAAAAGUACUAUUUACAAAGGGAGCGGAGUCCGCUAUUCUUCCUUUUACUACAAGUGGAGAAAUCAACAAAACAAGAGUACAUGUAGAUGAAUUUGCCUUGAAGGGCCUGCGGACGUUGGUGGUGGCCUGCAGACACUUCAGUGUGGAGGAGUAUGAGGAGGUGGACCAGCGGCUCCACAAGGCCCGCACGGCCCUGCAGCAGAGAGAGGAGAGGCUGGCCGAAGUCUUUAGCUUCAUAGAGAAGGACCUGGAGCUGCUGGGAGCCACUGGGGUGGAAGACAAGCUGCAGGAGAAGGUCCAGGAGACCAUUGAGGCGCUGCGUCUGGCCGGGAUCAAGGUGUGGGUGCUGACCGGGGACAAGCACGAGACAGCGGUCAGUGUCAGCCUCUCCUGCGGCCACUUCCACCGCACCAUGAACAUCCUGGAGCUGGUGCAGCAGAAGUCUGACAACGAGUGUGCCGAGCAGCUCCGACAACUGGCAAGGAGGAUCAAAGAGGACCAUGUGAUCCAACAUGGCCUGGUGGUGGACGGGGCCAGCCUGUCUCUGGCACUGCGGGGGCACGAGAAGCUCUUCAUGGAGGUGUGCAAGAACUGCUCUGCCGUGCUGUGCUGCCGGAUGGCGCCCCUGCAGAAGGCCAAGGUGGUGAGAUUGCUGAAAACAUCUCCAGAGAAACCCAUCACUUUAGCCAUUGGGGAUGGAGCCAAUGAUGUCAGCAUGAUUCAAGAAGCCCAUGUUGGCAUAGGAAUCAUGGGCAAGGAGGGAAGACAAGCAGUACAAAACAGUGACUAUGCAAUAGCGAGGUUUAAAUUCCUUUCCAAAUUGCUGCUUGUCCAUGGCCACUUCUACUACAUUAGAAUAGCAACCCUUGUACAGUACUUUUUUUACAAGAAUGUGUGCUUUAUUACGCCCCAGUUUUUAUACCAGUUCUUCUGUCUGUUUUCACAACAAACUCUGUAUGACAGUGUCUACCUGACACUCUACAACAUCUGUUUCACCUCCCUGCCCAUACUGGUGUACAGCCUGUUUGAGCAACUGGUCCAUCCUCAUGUGCUGCAGAGCAAGCCAGUGCUCUACAGAGACAUCAGCAAGAACUCCCUCCUUUCCUUCAAGACCUUUUUGUACUGGACACUGCUGGGCUUCUGCCACGCAUUUGCCUUCUUCUUUGGUUCCUACAUACUGAUGGGGGAGGACACGUCUCUCAUGGGGAAUGGACAGAUGUUUGGAAACUGGACAUUUGGCACUUUGGUAUUCACAGUAAUGGUCAUCACUGUUACACUGAAGCUGGCCUUGGAGACUCACUUCUGGACGUGGAUGAAUCACUUUGUUACCUGGGGCUCCAUCGCUUUCUACUUCAUCUUCUCCCUUUUUUAUGGGGGAAUCAUCUGGCCUUUCCUCCACACCCAGGACAUGUACUUUGUCUUCGUCCAGUUGCUGUCCAGCGGCUCUGCCUGGUUCGCAAUCAUCAUCAUCAUCAUCACCUGCCUUUUCCCUGACAUCAUCAAGAAGGUGUUCUACAGGCACCUCCAGCCCACCAGCACCCAGAAGUCUCAGCUUAUUGAGGCCAACUACCAGGGCAUCGGCUGCGUGGACUCCAUGUGCUGCUACUCGGAGGGGGAGAACGGGUGCACCCGGCUGGGCCGGAUGGUGGAGCAAGUAAUGGGCCGCUGCGACCCUGCCUGCGCUAACAGAUCGAGGAGCAACUCGGACCCCUUCUAUUCCAACGACCGGAGCAUCUUGACGCUCUCCCCCAUGGAGGCCACUCAUUGCUAAGGUAGCAGAGAGCAGUUGUCCCGCCAGGUGCCCCGUCCCGCCCUGUCCCAUGGCCACACAGAGGGACUACUCACUGCACGGCCCAGGGCUGACCACCUCAGUGGACAGUCAGACUAUAUCUCAAGAGAAGAAUGUUGAAAGCCAUGAGGCUCUGCACCACCACUUUGAGAGAUGCUGCAUUUGCCUAAUAAAAGGGAAUCAGACCAAAGAAGGAUUUGUCAGACUUAAGUGGGGAAAAAACAUGGUCUACUACUUUGCGCCUGUAGGUUAGUGCUGCUCCUGCUUCUCCACCUGAAAGGUCUGCCACCUUUCCUGAGGAAAUUAGGUGGACCUUUUUAAAGCCAUACCUUCCAUUUUUACUACCUGUUUUUUCAAGGUAUGGAAAUGUAAAAGCAGUUAGGUCAGGUCUCUAGUCUUUUUUUUCCUGAAAUGCCUUUUUUGCUCAGAUUUGUUAGCAUUGCGUUUGUUCCGAAAUGUCGACAGGAGAAUGUCCCUAUAAUAGCUUCCUAUGAGAGAUGUGUUGUUCCACCAAUACAGUGCCUUUUGAGAAGUGUAACUUGGUCCCUCCAAAAAUUGUUACCUAAUUUUAACAUAAAAAGCACAUGUUCAACUUUAAAAAAUUACUAUAGUAAGUGCCAAAUAAAGUAUGGGGGGGGGGUCAAUUGUGCAACAGGGAGUGGCAAUUGAAUGCAGGCUUCACAUAUAUACAUAAAAAAUUCUAGCUUCUACAGAUAAGUUUAACACUCAGUUUUCACCACAAAACACCAGAUAAUGGCCCCCCAAAAAUAAAGGAAUAGUUUCACCAUAUUAAAGGGAAAAUCCACUCAAACUGUUUUUAUUUUUUUAUUUAAUUAAUCACUGAUAACAUAAAAUAGUUUUCAGAAAUGCAAAGCAACUAAAAAAGAGAACAUUUACAAUGAUGGUAAAAAUUUGAGAAAUAUUCAGGUUAAGUGGGUUAAAAUCAUCUUAGAGGGUGCAGAGGGACAUGUCUAAAUGCUUAAUUUUGGCACUUUAGCAAGUCUUUAUUCAAAAUAAAAUCAGAUUUAUUGAAUUUUCCAUAUUAAAGGGCACUUCAUUUAAUAUAACAAAUUGGUGCACAAUAUCAAAGGGUCGCAAAAGGCACUCUUUUCGUGGAACAACCCAGAUAUGAAAUAAUAGCUGCCAAGAUGACAUAGCUUUCACAUCUAGUUGUUUUCAAAGCCACAAAUUGUUUUUGUUUGCCUUUCACUAAUCAUUGCCAAUCAUGUUUUCAUUUAUUUUGUUAGUCUUUUCCCCCCUCUUACUAACCACUUGUUAAUGUUUGUAUUUAUUUCCAUCAUAUUACUGGUAAUAGGGCAGGCGAGAGAGCCUCACGGACUGAACGCAACUGCUUUAGCUCUCUGUAUCCUCUUUAGCGGCCUUUAGCCCACAAUAAUGGAAAUGCCUGAGUCAAGAGGGUCAUUGAGACAACCAUUUUAAACUUGCUAUCAAUGACAGUGACAUUAUGCACAUCAGCAUACAUAUUUAUUAGAAUAUUGCCGAGAUAUAAAAUCCCAUGAUUAUGUAUGGUUACUAUUUUUAGCCGUUACAUACCUCUCAGUAGCUUGAAAUGGGAGACACUUGUCCAAGAAGUCAGUGGAGCUUGAUAUUUAUUUGCAUGGUACCAAUAUUCGUAAUUAUAUCUGGCACUACUAUUGAUCUUGGUCAUAUCUGAUGAAGUAUACUUUGAUUGUACUUGUUUGCUACAGUUGUUACUCAGUUUUGAUAUAUAAAUGCAUCUAGUUCAGAUGUCACAUUUCAAUCAAUUUAUGAAGGCAUCUCUACAAGGACAUUGAUGUGAAGCUGUUUUUCUCUUGAUCAUGUUCAUUGAAAAAAGAAAAAAAGGUAUGUUAUUGUACUCCUGUCAGUGAAAUGGUUGAUGUUUAAAGCAAAUUCUAUUUACGGAAUAAAUAUGUUUUUAAAAAGCA
Messenger RNA from Salvelinus namaycush (lake trout), 5720 nucleotides. RefSeq names its product probable phospholipid-transporting ATPase IF. The record is from RefSeq and is a predicted model, not a curated record. The coding region runs from base 319 to 3774 and encodes 1151 amino acids. Lineage: Eukaryota; Metazoa; Chordata; Actinopteri; Salmoniformes; Salmonidae. The transcript has 30 exons. Gene Ontology annotation, biological process: phospholipid translocation. Gene Ontology annotation, molecular function: ATP binding; magnesium ion binding; ATPase-coupled intramembrane lipid carrier activity. Gene Ontology annotation, cellular component: trans-Golgi network; recycling endosome; endoplasmic reticulum.